This is a messenger RNA of Pyrus x bretschneideri (Chinese white pear), 2017 nucleotides long. Its product is annotated as nuclear transport factor 2. Lineage: Eukaryota; Viridiplantae; Streptophyta; Magnoliopsida; Rosales; Rosaceae. The coding region runs from base 336 to 1682 and encodes 448 amino acids. The record is from RefSeq and is a predicted model, not a curated record. Gene Ontology annotation, molecular function: mRNA binding. Gene Ontology annotation, cellular component: ribonucleoprotein complex; cytosol. The transcript is spliced from 9 exons.
CGCACAAGGCAGAAGCCGGAAGCAAGCAGCAGAAGUAGAGCCCUUUGGAAGGUAGAAAGCCCCCCACUCUCUCUCUAAAAAGUCUCUGAAUCAUUUCUUCUUCCGAAGAUUUCUCGCCAUUUCUGAGCUUCCGUUUACUUCCGGUCAUCGGAAAGCUAAGACGGAGACGAAUCCGGAGCUGCCCUAAAACCUUUGGGGGUUUAGGGUUUCGGAUUUGUAGUUGCCUCUCUGUGUGUGUGGAUCUGCGGCCGAUCAGAGUGUUGAAGGACAUAACCGCGAGUUGGGGUUUACAGAGUUCGCCGUCGCUGCAUGUUUUUCUUCUGAGAGAGGAGGCAAUGGCGAGUUCUUAUCCGGGAGCUGUUAGUGCUGUUCAGGUGGGUUCGUACUUUGUGACCCAGUACUAUCAGAUUCUUCAAAAGAAACCCGAUGUUGUUCAUCAGUUCUACUCUGAUGGAAGCUCCAUGAUUCGUAUCGAUGGCGAUGCAACGGAAUCUGCUGCCGGUAUACUGCAAAUUCAUUCACUCGUAGUAUCUCUAGGUGUUACCUCAAUUGAGAUCCAGACAAUCAAUUCCAGUGAUUCUUGGGAUGGAGGUAUUCUUGUGAUGGUUAAAGGGUUUGUUAAAACAAGGGAAUCAAGUGGAAAGAGGAAAUUUGUCCAGACUUUCUUUCUGGCUCCCCAGGACAAAGGUUACUUUGUUCUCAAUGAUAUGCUUCAGUUCAUUGAGGAUGAAGUUGCUUUCCAACAUCCUGAACCCAUACAGUCAGAAAGCAGAUUUGAUAUGCAACUUAGCGCUUCUAGCCCCCUUCCGGAACCACCAGUUUCUGACUAUGUUUAUGAGGAGGAUCCCAGGGAGUAUGUGAACUCCGUUGAUGUAGAAGAUGAUCCAGUUGAUAAGUAUAGUCUCCCAGAGCAACAGGUGCAGCAAGAUUUUGAGACUGAAGUUGUGGUGGAGGAAACUCCUGCAGAGGAGACAUAUUCUUCGUUUCAAAGUGUGGUAAACAAUGUGCAAGACGAACCUGCUGCUGCUGUGGAGGAACCGGUGGGAGAGCCUCAAAAGAAAACUUAUGCUUCUAUAUUGCGGGUUGCUAAAGAACCGUCUGCACCAGUAGCAGCUCCACAACCUUAUAAUAGAAGUGCUCAAACUUCAUCAGAGUGGAGUUACACACCUCAGCCUGCUGUUGAACAAUCCAACUCUGCUCAGUCAUUUGUGCCCGAGUCUGGGGCAGAAGCAACAGAGGAAGGUUAUGCACUGGAGGAAGAAGGUGAACUUCUGAAAUCUGUCUAUGUAAGAAAUUUGCCUCCUACGGUUUCUGAAGAUGAGAUCGAGGAGGAGUUUAAAAACUUUGGUCAAAUUAGACCUGAUGGGGUCUUUGUUAGGGCUCGCAAGGAAAUUGGAGUCUGCUACGCUUUUGUUGAAUAUGAAGACAUUGCUAGCGUUCACAAUGCACUCAAGGCAUCUCCAAUUCAUUUAGCUGGAAGGCAAGUUUACAUUGAGGAGCGGAGACCAAACAGCGCUGGAGCGGCAGCUCGAGGAAGAGGAAGGGGUAGAGGCAGAGGCGGUUACCAAACUGACGCCACAAGGGGGCGUUUUGGUGGCCGGGGUUCAGGCAGGGGUAGUUACCAGGAUGGAGAUUACAACAGACCAAGAGGCAAUGGUUUCCAUCAGCGUGGCACACGAUAAGCCAGCAAGGAGUUUAGAAGUUCCAAGUCCACACGGACAGAAUAUCGAAGGAAAAUUUACGUGAGGGGUGAUUGAAAGCUUUUCGAAUGCAGAAGAUUCCCGAUCGAGUAUUUUCCUCUCUAGAUAGUUUCAUCAAAUUGUAUUUGUACUUUUUGAGUGUCACAUGAAAUUUUAUUUGAACUUCCGUUUACAAUUACAAGUUUUCGUACCCCUUGGAUAGUUUUUAUCUGCAAUUCAAGUGGGGAAUUUUGGGCCUUCGACGCCCCUAGUUGUGAGGGUAUGUGUUAAGAUGUUUGUUUCCAGUUUUCUACAUGAAGGUAUUCUGUUUUCGUUAA